Messenger RNA from Homarus americanus (American lobster), 967 nucleotides. RefSeq names its product histidine-rich glycoprotein-like. The record is from RefSeq and is a predicted model, not a curated record. NCBI's taxonomy places the organism in Eukaryota, Metazoa, Arthropoda, Malacostraca, Decapoda, Nephropidae. Bases 16 to 684 code for a protein of 222 amino acids. The transcript has 2 exons.
AAGGACCACACAGCCAUGGGUCACACAGACAUGGGCCACACAGACAAGGACAACACAGCGAUGGCCACAUUGUCAUGGGCCACACAGUUACGAGUCACAGAACCAUGGGCCACACUGUCAUGGGUCACACAGGCAAGGGCCACACAGCCAUGGGUCACACAGACAUGGGCCACACAGCCAUGGCCACAUUGCCAUGGGCCACAUAGUCACGGGUCACACAACUACAAGCCACACAGCCAUGGGCCACAGAACCACGUCCUACACUGCCACGGGCCACAACCACAGGCCACACAAGGACCACAGCCAUGGGCUACAAGCACAGGCCACACAAGGACCACAGCCAUGGACCACACAACCAAAGGCCACACAGUCAUGGGCCACACAGCCAUAGGCCACAAGCACAGGCCACACAUCAGCGGGGCAUACAGAUAUGGGCCACACAGGCAUGGACAACAAUCCCAGGCCACACAGUCGUGGGCCACACAGCCACGGACCACAUAUCAACGGACCACAACCCCAGGCCACACAGUCACGGAACACACAUCAACGGGCCACAACCCCAGGCCACACAACCAUGUAACACACAUCAACGGGCCACAACCACAGGCCACGGAAGACACAUCAACGGGCCACAACCACAUGCUACAAAACCAAAGGCUACACAACAACGGGCCACAACUAUAGGCCACACAGCCAUGGACCAUACAUCAACGGGCCACAACCAAAGGCCACACAAUCAAGAACCACACAUCAACAGGCCACGCAGCCACGGACCACACAUCAAGCCACAGCCACGGACCAGACAACCAUGGCCAACAGCCACAGGCCACACAAUCAAGGACCACACAUUAAUGGGCCACACAGCCGUGGGCCACACUGUCAGCUCUCUAGUAUAGUUCCCUCAGCUUGUAACAGGUGGCCGCCACUGCCUUGUGUCGAUGUUCUUGUAAUAAAUGUUUGUCUCUUA